Messenger RNA from Ceratotherium simum simum (southern white rhinoceros), 2048 nucleotides. RefSeq lists its product as uncharacterized. Gene Ontology annotation, biological process: regulation of transcription by RNA polymerase II. The record is from RefSeq and is a predicted model, not a curated record. Lineage: Eukaryota; Metazoa; Chordata; Mammalia; Perissodactyla; Rhinocerotidae. Gene Ontology annotation, molecular function: DNA-binding transcription factor activity; RNA polymerase II cis-regulatory region sequence-specific DNA binding.
AUGCGCAACGCCGCCAUUUUCUUGGUCUCCCUUCCUCGGCCUACAAAUUUCGUGAAGCCCGAAAUCCUUGUUAUCAGAUUUCCCAACGACUCUCAAGAUCUUGCUUUCCCACCUUCCUGGAAGCAGAGUUCUAUCUUCACAGGUCUCUAUACUUUUUUAAGAACAGCAGAAAAUGAACCAAUCCCAGGGGUCAAUGUCAUUUGGAGAUGUGGCUGUGGGCUUCUCCUGGGAGGAAUGGCGGCACCUAAACCCUGCUCAGAGGACCCUAUACAGAGAUGUGAUGCUGGAGAACUACCACAACCUUGUCUCAGUGGGUUAUUUCAUUACCAAGCCAGAGGUGAUCUUCAAGUUGGAACAAGGAGAGGAGCCAUGGGUAUUAGAGGAAGAGUUUCUAUACUGGAACUACCCAGAAGACUGCAAAGCUCUUGACCUAACAGAGAGAAUCCAGGAAAACCAAGACAAAUAUUUGCCACAAGUUGCAUUCAACGAAAAAACACUGACUUCAGAGAAAGAUAAUGCUUUAGGAAAAUCGUCUAAUAUGAUCACAAACUUUGUUCCUUCAAGAAAAAUGCCCUACAAAAAUGACUUACAUGGAAUGAGUUUGAAAAAUAUUUCAUUAUCAAUUGGUAGUAAUAGAAACUCCUCAAGAAAGAAGCCUGACAUGUUAAAUGUAUAUGAGAAAUUACUUGAUACUAAGCAGGAAAAAGCUCCUACUCGAGAGAAUUCUUACAAAAAUAAUCAAAAUGACAAAGCUCAUGGUCAUAAUAGUGGUAUUAUUCAGCACCUAAAUAUUCAAACUUCAGAGAAGACUUUUAAAUAUAAUAAUGGUGGAAAAGGCUUAGACAAAAAGACUAUAAUAAUUUCACACAGGCAAAUUCACACAGGAGAGAAAUUCUGUGAGUAUAAUGGACUUGGAGAAACUUGUGAGAAGUCAUCUCUCUUGAAAUGUAAUGGAGUCUACAUGGAAAUGAAACAGUAUGAAAGUAAUCAAAUUGAAAAUAGUUUCAACAGGAUGUCACACUUUACUCAACUUGAGAAAAAUCAGAGAGGAAAGAGUCUAUUCAAAUGUAGUGAAUGUGGGAAGACAUUUAUCCAGAAGUCAAACCUCACAGUGCAUCAGAGAACCCACACAGGAGAGAAACCCUAUGAAUGUACUGAAUGUGGGAAAUCCUUCCAGCAGAAGUCAACCCAUAUGGUCCAUCAGAGAGUUCAUACAGGAGAGAAACCCUAUGAAUGUAAUUUAUGUGGGAAGUCCUUCAGUCACAAAUCAGCCCUCACCGACCAUCAGAGAGCACAUACAGGAGAGAAACCCUACAAAUGUGGUGGAUGUGGGAAGUCUUUUUACCGGAAGUCAUCCCUCACUCAACAUGAGAGAACUCACACAGGGGAAAAACCCCAUGAAUGUAAUGAAUGUGGGAAAGGCUUCUGUCAGAAGUCAGCCCUCAUUCAACAUCUGAGAACUCACACAGGAGAGAAACCCUAUGAAUGUAAUGAAUGUGGGAAAGCCUUCUGUCAGAAGUCAGCCCUCAAUCAACAUCAGAGAACUCACACAGGAGAGAAACCCUUUCAGUGUGAUGAAUGUGGAAAGUUUUUUCAUAUGAAGUCAGCACUUACUAAACAUCAGAGAACUCACACAGGGGAAAAACCUUAUGAAUGUAAUGAAUGUGGGAAGAAUUUCUGUCAGAAAUCUACCCUCACUAAUCAUCUGAGAACUCACACAGGAGAGAAACCUUAUAAAUGUAGUGAAUGUGGGAAAACUUUCUGCCAGGGAUCAACCCUUACUAAUCAUCAGGGAAUUCACAUAAGGCAGAAACCCUGUGUGACAGAAACUCACUGUGUUUUUGCUAAUACCCUUUUCCUUUUUUUGCUUGGUACACAACUAGUCAAGAUUUUCUAGCCUUCCUUUCAACCAUAUGGGGUCAUGUGACCAAGCUCUGGCUCAGAAUGUGGGCACAAGUGAUGUACAUUAUUUCCAAGCCUGUAAAAGAGCUCAUUUGGAACCUUUUGUACUUCCCAGUUUUCUUUCCCUAUGAAAGGGCAGUGGACAU